AUGGUCUGCCCGCCCGAAUCGCCCGUCACCAAGGCUAGCUCCAGCGAGGAGGCCACCACGCCUACUCCUGGUAGUCCCGAAAGCCUAUCCGUGGCCACGCCCGCGGGCCACUUCGAUCGUCCUACUAAUCCCACCCCCAACAGUUCCAAGAACAAGGGUAAGGGUAUCAUGGCUCCUCCCGUCACUCCCAAGAACCCCGAGAGCCGAUCUUUUCUCUCGCCCGGGCAGCCCAGCACCGUUUCGUCUCUCACUCCGCGCAGCGUGAACAUCCGCCAGGUCGCUACCUCUCCCGACGGCGUGGUCUUCACGUUUAGCUCUCCUGAGACUCGUAGCGUCGCGUCUCCCUGCGAGUCCUGGGAUAACGCGAUUACCUUCCGUCAGUGCGAUGACGUCCAGUUUGCUACACCCAGCGGCAGCAACCAGACUGUCGUCACUCAUCGUCAGGGUUCGACUGGUAUCCGAUCUUGGUUCACCGUUCCUGACUCAGCUGACUAUGAUGUCGAGCAGCAGUCACUUCUCAACGGCCCUCUGUCCUUGACGGUGCCCCAGCGCCACGACUACGGCACACUACCUCGCCUCACACACGCAGACAUCCACCCCGACUUCUGGGACUGCUUCUCCGAGGCCGAGAUGCUGAUCAUCUGCGCCCUGCUCGUCGGAAUCGUCCUGUGUAUUAUAUGGACUAUGAUCGAUGUCGUCACAAGCUACUGA
Messenger RNA from Daldinia loculata, 711 nucleotides. RefSeq lists its product as uncharacterized. The record is from RefSeq and is a predicted model, not a curated record. The transcript is spliced from 2 exons. Lineage: Eukaryota; Fungi; Ascomycota; Sordariomycetes; Xylariales; Hypoxylaceae. Bases 1 to 711 code for a protein of 236 amino acids.